CAGCAUGGGCGCGAGACCGUCGCGAUAAAUGGGCCUGCAGGCGAGCGAGCCGUCACUUGCUCACACUCACAGUGGAGCAGUGGAGCAGCAGAACAGAGCGAGCGAGUGAGAUCGAGAGGGAGGGAGAGCAGAGAGCAUGGGCUCAAUGGCGACCAGCGUAGAGGAGAUCGGCGCGGCGGUGGCGCCACAGGCGGUGGAGCGCCGCCUGGGCGAGCUGCGAGCGACCUUCGAGAGCGGCAGGACCCGGCCCCUGUCGUGGCGGCAGUCCCAGCUGCGCGGCCUCCUCCGGCUCCUCGCCGACAAGGAGGAGGAAGCGUUCCGCGCGCUCCACGACGACCUCGGCAAGCACCGCGCCGAGGCCUACAGAGACGAGGUCGGCGUGCUCACCAAGUCAGCCAACGCCGCGCUGCGGGAGAUCGGGAAAUGGGUGGCGCCGGAGAAGGCAAGCUCGACUCACUAUUUGGUCACUCUGCAAUGCAUACUGUUCGUUCGCAUCGCACCCCAGCUGCUUUUGGGGCCUAACUCCGCCGUGUCAUGGAUGGGGGCGCAGGUCUGGGUGCCGCUGGUGGCGUUCCCGGCGAGCGCGCAGGUGGUGCCGGAGCCGCUCGGGGUCGUCCUCAUCUUCUCCUGCUGGAACUUCCCCUUGGGUCUUUCUUUGGAGCCGCUGAUCGGGGCCAUAGCGGCGGGGAACGCCGUGGCGCUGAAGCCGUCGGAGCUGGCGCCGGCAACGGCCAAGUUCCUGGAGGAGAACAUAGGCGAGUACUUGGACGCCACGGCGGUGAAGGUCAUCCAGGGCGGCCCCGCGGUGGGGGAGCAGCUCAUGGAGCACAGAUGGGACAAGGUCCUCUUCACCGGGUGCCCGCGCGUGGCGCGCGUGGUGAUGGCGGCGGCGGCGAAGCACCUGACGCCCGUGGCGCUGGAGCUGGGCGGGAAGUGCCCCUGCAUCUUCGACGCCGUCGCCGGCAGGAGGAACCUCCAGACCUCGGUGAACCGCGUGAUCUUCGCCAAGUGGUCGUCCUGCGCCGGCCAGGCCUGCAUCGCCAUCGACUACGUGCUCGUCGAGGAGCGAUUCGCGCCCACCCUGAUCAAGGUGCUCAAGUCGACGCUGAAGAGGUUCAUCGCCGAUCAGGACCAGAUGGCGCGGAUCGUCAACGGGCGGCAUUUCCAACGGCUGAGUAACCUCCUCAAGGACCCGGCGGUGGCGGCAUCCAUCCUGCACGGCGGCGGCUUGGAUGCCAAGAACCUGUCCAUCGAGCCCACGAUACUGCUGAACCCGCCGCUGGACUCCGCGAUCAUGACCGAGGAGAUCUUCGGCCCUCUGCUCCCCAUCAUCACGGUGAAGAAGAUCGAGGACAGCAUCGCGUUCGUAAGGGCGCGGCCGAAGCCGCUGGCCGUGUACGCCUUCACCGACAGCGCGCCGCUGAAGCGCCGGAUCGUGGAGGAGACGUCGUCGGGGAGCGUCACCUUCAACGACGCCGUCGUACAGUUCGGGGUGGACACGCUGCCGUUCGGCGGCGUGGGGCAGAGCGGGUUCGGGCAGUACCACGGCAAGUACUCCUUCGAGAUGUUCAGCCACAAGAAGGCGGUGCUGCGGAGGGGCUUCCUGGUGGAGGCCAUGCUGAGGUACCCGCCGUGGGACAAGCAGAAGAUCGCCAUGAUGCGCCACCUCUUCCGCUACGACUACGUCCGCUUCAUCCUCACCUUCCUCGGCCUGCGGAAAUGAAUACAUGCACGUCUGGGUUCGGCCCAGGAAAUUAAUUAUUAUUCGGUGAAUGAGUGGAUGAACAAGUACAUGAAUAAACAUACCACGUUAGUUUGUACUUAUAAGGAUUGCGUAGCAGGUUUGCACUCGGUACUUGCUAGUGUACCAAUAAUAGAAGAAGAAUGUUCUUUUUGCAUCCAGUCUUGUCCAUGAUCC
Messenger RNA from Triticum dicoccoides, 1918 nucleotides. Its product is annotated as aldehyde dehydrogenase family 3 member F1-like. The transcript has 8 exons. Lineage: Eukaryota; Viridiplantae; Streptophyta; Magnoliopsida; Poales; Poaceae. The record is from RefSeq and is a predicted model, not a curated record. Bases 137 to 1723 code for a protein of 528 amino acids. Gene Ontology annotation, biological process: aldehyde metabolic process. Gene Ontology annotation, molecular function: aldehyde dehydrogenase (NAD+) activity. Gene Ontology annotation, cellular component: cytoplasm.